AUGAAUAAAGAAGAAUAUCUUGGUUUGUCUGUCGACUAAUGAUAUAUCUUCUUAAUUAUCUUCCAUUUUAAUAACAAAGCAAAAAUCUAACCAAAACCAGAACAGGUGUUUGUGUCUUAAGAGCGUUUGUACAUGAUGUUAAAGUCGAUUGUCUUUAGUUCUGGUUCAGUUCCAGUCCUGGUGGAUGCUACAGAUAUUCAUGGUACGAGGGAACCCAGAUUUGGCUCAGUGGUUUGUUGCUCUUCACGAAACAGCGCUUAUAAUGUUCCAAAGCUUGAGCCUUUUAGCCGAACCAAGUUCGAAAGAGCCGUUAAAGAUCUGCCCUUGAUCGAAAAAUCUGAGAACGAUCUUGCGGAUUAUUGUUCAACGCUUGAAGGAGAUGAUUCCUACAGCUGCUGGAGAGCUUAUUUUGAGCUUAAAGAUCUGGAAAGGGAAGCGCCAAAAGAAGAUGUUGAGAAACUGAUUCUGCAAGCGGGUGGUGUAAAAUCCUUGAUUGGAUACUUACAUGGGGUUUCAUCGAUCCACAAGGGAAAGCGUAAUGAAUUUUUUUCGGCAAAGCCAUCGAGUGCUGAAAAAGAGGGAAGUAGACAAUGUCCUGUGCCGGAUGGAUUGCCCAAAUCAUUGGAAGAGCUAGAGGAAGAAGAGAGAGGCAGAAUGCCAGAUUCUCCUUACACCAGAUUGCUUAGAAAUAAGGGAAGGUUCCCAGCUUGGUAUUCCCCUGCUCCCGACCAUGAAACAGAUUGAUAAAUUAGCUAGAGCUUAUGCAAAUUAAGACAGAGGAGUUCAUCGAACUUUUGUUCCUGUUUGGUUCUUUGUAGAUGUGUUGUGAAUUGGGUGUUUAUAGAGUUGAGCUUUGAUUACAUUGUUUAUAGCAAAGUAAUUUCAUGGUAGAGAUAUUGGGUUCCUAGAAUGGUUGUAUAAGCCGUGUGAAGUUGUUUUGUUAAUAACAUUGAAAGCUCCUCUUCCAAGUAUUAAGAAAAUACUUCUAGUGAGUUUUGGUUA
Molecule: messenger RNA, 1002 nt
Organism: Mangifera indica (mango)
Lineage: Eukaryota; Viridiplantae; Streptophyta; Magnoliopsida; Sapindales; Anacardiaceae
Product: CCG-binding protein 1
Exons: 3
Coding region: 133-744 (203 amino acids)
Biological process (GO): pollen tube guidance
Cellular component (GO): cytosol; nucleus
Molecular function (GO): mediator complex binding
Source: RefSeq, a predicted model, not a curated record